Molecule: messenger RNA, 2837 nt
Organism: Folsomia candida
Lineage: Eukaryota; Metazoa; Arthropoda; Collembola; Entomobryomorpha; Isotomidae
Exons: 4
Coding region: 863-2593 (576 amino acids)
Molecular function (GO): DNA binding
Source: RefSeq, a predicted model, not a curated record
UGGGAAAAAUAGUGGAGUUGUUCAAAGGGAAGGACGGCGAAUGCAGAUCAGCUAUUGUCCAGACCAGUAAAGGACUUUUACCCCGCCCAGUACAGCGUCUCUAUCCUUUGGAGGUGCCCCAUGGAGACUCCGACCGAACCGAUCCAGGGUUGCAGAAAUCUCACUAGUCGUCCACAAAUCUCAUCUCAGUGAGAAAUAGUGAGAUUUAUGAGAAAUAGUGAGAUUUAUGAGAAAUAUGAGAUUUAUGAGAUUUAUUCCACCUCCAUCUUGCGGACAAAACCACGGCUAAGGAAAAGAGCAUAUAAUCAAAAUUCUCUCUGCACAGGUCAUCAAUACUUUUAAAAUAAAAAUUUAUUUGGUAAUUCAAUAGCUAAAGAAUAUCGAAACAAGCUAUUAAAACAAGUUAAUUCGAGCCAGACAGCAUGGCUAGACGAAAAAGAAACAAUUCUGUAGUUUUUAAAUUCGGGACGGUGGAGAAAAUGACUGCAUCCCAGGAGCAAGGAAUUUUGGAUAUUUUAGGUAUGGUAAUAUAUUAUUUAUAAUUAAUGCGUUCGUUAAUAUACUGACCUUUUUAAUUAAAGCAGAGGAAGAAGAAUCAGCAGGCGGAAACCAGAUCACACAUGAAAACAUCGAGAAAAACAGUAAUCAAACGUUUGAAGGUUUGCAAAAUGGUGAGGAUUAGUUUGGCUAAUUACUAUUUUUGAUGAGCAAAGCUGACUUUUGUGCACCUUGUGACAUAUGUACAGCUCGAGGUAUAAUAUAUUUUUUUCUAUGACCAGAACCAAGCGAUAUCAAAGGAAACCUUAUUGAUCAAGUUACUGUCGCUGUUAAUCCUGCUCAAAUAGCUCGAUUCUUGCCCUGCAUGAGCCCUGGCAGAAUGAUCACAGAAGACGAUGAGAUUCUGAGCGAAUGGACACUAGAACAAUUAGAUACAGGGGCGCCCGAGCGACAAAUUCCGGUCGUGGCUAGCACUCAAGGUCAGGCGAAAUCAGCAAAUCAGCAGAAACUACCAGGGAAGCCUCGAAGCAAUGUUUGGGAAAACUUCGAUAGUGUGUUCGAUGCUAAUGGAAAGCCUGAUCGAAGUUCAAUGUCGACAUGCAAAAAGUGUGGUCAGAAAGUGAGCUCUCAAGCCGACCGAUUAAAUAAACAUUUAUCUUCCUGUAAAGCAUUACGACAAAACAAAGCCGGGACCUCAGCGCAAAUGCCGUUUUUAAGCGAUCAAAUGCCUGAGUCCAAAGGAGGAGCACAAUCAAACUUGCGCAAAUAUUUCAAAUCCGUUAAUGCAACUGAGAAGAAUAAGCUCGACUUCAAGCUCGGAAGUUUUAUUUUCGCCUCAAAUUUACCCUUUAACGUGGUCUCUCAUCCACAAUUUAAAGAAUUUGUUGCGUCGCUAAACCCAGCGUAUAAUAUUCCGUCCAGGGAAACAGUUCGAACGACGAUUUUGGAUACUCACUAUCAACGAGUUCUGGAGUUGCGGAAAUCCGAAAUUGAACAUAAGGUUGGUGUUUUAUUGCAAGACGGCUGGUCCACGAAUCAAAAUAAGCCUGUACUCUCACACUGCCUUGCCACGCCAUCGGGAUCGUACUUCCUAUCCGCCGAAAGUACUGGAGCCGAAAAAAAAGACAGUGAAACAUGUUUCAAGUAUCUCCAGAAGGCUAUUGAUUAUUGCACAGAAUCACUUAAUUGCUCAGUCGUUGGAAUUGUAACUGAUAAUUGUUCUACAAUGACGGCAAUGCAGACGUUAAUUCGUAAAGAUUAUCCACAUAUGGAAGUUUAUGGAUGCAACGCGCACCUUUUCAAUCUUAUCGGAGAGAAAUUUACGGACAAAGAUCUUGCUGAGAAAAUACGACAUGUUCAGACCUACAUUCGAAACCAUCACUUUACGAGUGGCCGAUUGGACGAGAUGGGAGGUAAACGACCGGUUCUUCCCAGAACUACCCGCUGGAACUCCCAAAUUGACUCUUUUUUAAAUUAUCUGGAAAACCACAGUAAAUAUUUGGGCAUUGUUCGUGAGUUAUGCAAGGAUAAAGAUCAUCGUGGGAAAGAAAGCUUCCAAAAAUUGAAAGAGGUCGUUGAAGAUAACUCGGUUUAUAACAAUGUAGAAGAUGCGGUAAAACUGUUGCAGCCUAUUUGUGUAGCACUUGACGAGAUGCAGAAAGAACAUUCCACGCUCGCAGAUGCGGCUGAAAUGUGGAUUACGCUUUGCUGCAGUCUUCCGCGAAGAAUCACAACUAACGAGUAUUUUUUGAAGCAAAAGAAACUUGGUCUUACACAGACCGCAAUCGCGGCACAUAUCUUGCAUCCUAAGUACAAAGUUUUAGGCUCACGUUUGACAUCGGAGCAAAGAGAAUCAGGACUGUCUUGGAUAUCUGAUAAAAAUCCAAAUUUUUUAGUCCCAGCCGCCGCCUUAAACGAAGAAGCAUCUGAAUUCUUUUACAAGCAAUACCAAAAUGACUCAAUUUCUGCACAAAUGACGGCAAUAUCAUGGUGGAAGGCUGCAUCAAAGGACUCUGUCCGAAAGGAGAUGCUUGACAUGGUGAUGAAAUUGUUUGCUCUACCAGCUAGUACAGGUGCAAUCGAAAGAAAUUUUUAGACCUUGGGUCAGAUUAUGUCUGACCAAAGGAACCAAAUCUCUGUUGAAACGGCCAGUAAACUGUGUGCAAUAAAUAACCAUUAUAAAAUGCAAAACGAAUUAGCAGGAAAACGACAACCAAAAAAACGAAAUUUUAGUCAAGUAGAAUGAAUAUGCAAAUGUCACUCUUGUGCACAAAAGCUAUUCCGGGAUUUUUUGUUACAAUAAAUUUAAAAAUAAAUUACAAGACGUUGAAUUACUCAUU